AUGCCCACCAACAACACAGUUCUGACGUUCAACCGGCUAGAUCUGCCUCCUGACAUCCGUAUCGGCUAUGCUGUCGUCAAGGCCGCGCUGUCGCGGAAGCGGGAGGCGUUGGUGGCAGCCGAGCGCUGGCGCGCCGACCUGGCCGCACGCCAAGAGAGCAACAGGCACGACAUCGUGCGGCGCCUGGUGCAGGAGGAGCGGCGACCGUCGGCGGCCGGCGGAGACGGCGACGGCGACAACGGGCCCCACACCUCGCCGCUCGCCAUCUCGGCCGACGCGCGAGACCGACUUCAGCGGCUGCUGGAGAGCGAGGCUGGCCAGGCGGACGCGUCCGAUGGCUCGGACUCGGUCUCGCUGACCGAGAUGGCGCGCGACUGGGCGCAGCGGCGGCCCCGCAUGCCCGUGGAGCGGCCGUGCGUCACGUCCCGUCCCUGCCCCUUCAGCUGGAAACCGGACGUCAUCGAGUUCAAGGAUUUCCAAGUGGGCUGGACGUAUCAUCGGCGCGUGUCGAUCGUGAACCUGUCGGCCACGCGCUGCAGCUGCCGCUACAUCGGUCUUUUCGAGGUCAACUACUACCAGCUGAACCACCCGAUGGUCGAGAUGCUGCGCGUGCGCUUCUCACCGCCCGGCUUCCUGGGCACAGGCCUGGCGGCGCGGCUCGAGCUGGAGUUCACCCCGCGGCUGCUUUCGGACGGCUCCUGUCUCGUCCGUUUCCAGGCGCCCAAUGGCGAGUUCCACGUACCCGUGCGCUUUGUGGCACAGCGCUGCGAGCCGCGUCUGGAGCGCGCCUCGCUGGAGUUCGGGGAGCUCGUGCUGGGCGCGCGGGUGCGUCGCAGCGUGACCCUGCGCAACUCCGGCAGCAAGGGCUGCCGCUUCACCAUCCGCGCUGUGGGCGGCUCUGCGGCCUCCUCCACGCCGUUGGGUGAUCGAGAAGGCGGCGAGGCGUCGACGUCCGCCCUCGGUGGUGAGGAGUCGUCCUCCUCUGGAAGUCAGGAGCCGGAGCCGACGCCCUCUGUCGGUGUCCAGAAGCCGAUGCCGGUGCCCUCCGGCGGAGAUCGGGUGCCUUCUCAUGGUGACGAGAAGCCGGCUUUGGGACCCUCUCCCAGCGGCGAGGAGACGGCGCCAGCUGAUCCGUCUCCCGGGGAUCAGGAGCCGGCGCCCACACCUCACUGCGACGAUGAGCCGGCGUCGACGCCCUCUCCCAGCGGCGUCACGUCACAGGAGGCGGCGUCGCAGUCCGCGACGGGCCAGUCGAACGACAACGGCAGUGAUGCCGACCGUGCCUCCGAGCGCGGCGUCGACUCGGGCGGCGGCGACUCGGACUCGCGUGGCUCGCAGUCGGUGCUGCAGUCGGCAGCGGCCGUGGUCGGGUCCAUCCUGCAGCAGCUGUUCGACCGGCUGCCGAUCAUCGACUUCGACGGCGGCCUGGGCAUCUGCGGCAGCGGCGAGGGCGAGCUGCCCGCCGGCGGCCGCGCCCGCCUUCACCUCGGCUGCGUGGCCGACCUGGAGGGCACCUGGCGCCAGCAGUUCGUCGUCGAGUUUGAUGACCCCACGUGUGAACCGAUCCCUCUGGCGGCCUCCUACUCGGGCCACGUGUUCCCCAUCACGGUGCGGAACCCGCACAUCACGCUGGACAUCUGCCUGUGCGGGCUCACCUACUGGGACAACUUCGAGAUCAUCAACACCGGCAAGGUGGCCAGCCGGGUGCAGACUCUCGUGCCGGAGGAUAUCAAGCCGUUUGUGGAGAUCCAGGGCGCCACCGCUCUCGUGCAGGCGGACAGCGCAUUCAAAGUGAAGAUAUACUUCAAGCCCAAGCGGUCGCUCCUGACCCCACCGCACCGCUUCUUCGACCCGGCCACGCACGUGCUGGACUUCCCGGUAGCGUUCCACGUGGAAGGCCGCUCGAUCCGCGGCUCUGUCCAGGCGGCUGUGUCCAGCGACCGGGUGUGGGUGCACCCGGAGCGUCUGGAGCUGGGCCGCGUCACGCUGCUUGAGUCGGUGCGCCGGCGCGUGCAGCUCACCAACGGCGGUCUGGCGGCGCAGCUCUGCCAGUUCACCGGACUACCGGACAGCCGCCGUGUGGAGGUCCGCCUGACGCCGCAGCUGGAGCGCUCAGAGCUAGCUGUGACGGCGGCGCUUCUGCAGUACGAGCGGCUGGAGCUGGAGCAGACCCGCCGUCUGGAGGAGGAGGCCCAGCUGGCAAAGAAUAAGAGAAAGGCCAGGGCCCGAAAAAAGUCGAUGUCUCCCAAGCGACAAACCAUCCUUUGUCCGGAGCCGUCGACCGUGAAAACGGGUAGCGCCAUCUACCAGGAGGCCGAGCAGCUUCAACAGAGGAACUACGAGCCCGUGACUCGUCGUUAUGUGAUCCCGUGCUGUGUCCGUCACGGUGACCUGGAACAGAAAGGGUCAGGAGCGCCGGAAGUGCUGUACCUGGAGGUGGUCUGCAGCACGGCCGCGCCGCAGCUGCUGGCCGUGUCGCCGCGCUGUCUGGAGUUCGGUGCGCGCGUGUUGGGCGCGCCCGCCUACCUGCCGCUGGAGCUGGAGAACACGGCUGCCGAGCCAGUCCGCGUGCGUGCCGACGCGCUCGACCCGCACGGCCCGUUCCGACUGGUGGACCCGCUGGGCGAGGUGGCGCCCGGUCAGCGCCGCGCCGUCCGCGUCAGCUACUGCCCUGUUCGACUGAAUCAGGAGCUGGAGUUUUGGAGCCUGCACGGCGGGAACACCACGCUGCGAUACGGGCUGAGCGGUCGGGGGGUGAAGGCUGAGUUCUCCUUCGUCCCAGAAGAUGGCGUUCUCACGCUGGGCAAAGCGAAGCUCGGUGGAUCAGUCAAAAAACAAAUUGUGGUAUGUCCGUUGACGGCGGCGUCUGUGCUUUGUCUCUCGUGCUAA
Messenger RNA from Pollicipes pollicipes, 2889 nucleotides. Its product is annotated as cilia- and flagella-associated protein 74. NCBI's taxonomy places the organism in Eukaryota, Metazoa, Arthropoda, Thecostraca, Pollicipedomorpha, Pollicipedidae. The record is from RefSeq and is a predicted model, not a curated record.